GGGGUGGGGUUUGUGGCCUGCAAUUAACUUCCCCACCCAGCCAUAUUGCUGUUAUACUGUAAUGUUGGUAAAAAAAUCAGGUUUGCAGCCUCAUUUAACCCCUUAAGCUCUUAAGCUUAUUUUGGAUUUCCAACUGAAAUUGACAUGACAUACAGUUAAGUAAAUAAAUAAAAUUGGCGUCAUUUUAAAGGAAACCCCUUAAUGUUGAAAAACAUUACACUGAAAUGUGUAAUUACACUGAUCACAGGCAGUCCCCUGCUCAAUGUCUACAUCGUCGCUGAUGAUGCGCCCACCAUGCCUCCUCUGCCCAAACUAGUCACUUCUUCGGCCCCUCUCCUCUGGUUCCCUCAAGUCCCUUGUCUCCUCCUCUUUUAAUUUCAAUCCUUCAAGCUAGACUCGCUGCAGAUCUUUUGGUCACCAGCUCUGCCUUGGAGAGUGGAUCUCCUGACUUCAUUUUGGGCCUCCGAUCCAGUUACUUCACUUCUGCCCAUCGACCAGUCGGCGCCCUAAUGGCUCCACCAAGCUCCCUUGUCUCCCCCGUCUCCACCUUGAUCAGAGAUCGCUCUGCCUAUGCCAUGGACUUCCAGUGCUUUAGCUGCGCUCCAUCCCUCCACCCCUACAGCUCCGUUGGCCUUCACCUUGGUCACACCGGAGUUGCCUCAGUCCUCUGGUACCUUGGUUCCACCUCGAGUGCUCAUCUCUGCGGCUCCGUCUAAGCCACUGGAUCCUAUGGUGUCAUCCAAUCUCGUCAUCACCUCAGCUUCGCCCAGGACUACAGAUCUCGCUGUUCCAUCGCUGGUGGUCGGGUCACUAACUCCACCCUGGCUCCUCCCAACAUCGAUUCCGCUGUGGGUCUUUGUACCACCUGGGCUUGAAGCUUCAACCUGCUCCAUUCCAACAGUGCAUCCUCCAUGGCUCUUCCCACCAUCAGCUCUGCCAUGGAAGUCCUCUGCUCCUCUACUCUCCUGAACUUAAUUUGAACAUUUAUCAUUUACGGUGCCAGGAAUUGCCUUCUGGAAGGAUGGAGUUCUGUCAAGUUUUGCCUUAGUUUUGCUUUUGUUUUCUGUAUGUUUAGUCACCUGUUUUCCUGUGUUAAUUUGUUCUCCUUUUUCCACCACUAAUUAGUUGUUAUGGACACUCAUUUACUAUCACACCUCUUAGUCUUUGUGUAUUUAAGUACCUCGUUUCCUUUCAUUCAUUAUCGAUUAUCGUAUUAUUUGUGCUGUGCAUAUAUUAUUCAAUCUCUUAAUCUUCGGCAGAAGAGAGAAAUUAAUCGUGCUGAUUCUCUCGUCAAAGUGAAUCACAGUUUCAAGCCAUGUGGCUGAAUUAAAAGAAUUAUAUUUUUGCAGUAAAGUUGAGUAGGCUAGAUAUUUUUACAUUUUUAAACUAUUACUUUAAGUUGUGUUGAAUUCAUGUUUAUAAAAGAGACGCUGUAGACAGUGACGUCAUAUCACGACCGUUACAGCAUCCGAAGAAAUUUUACACGUUCAAAGUCCAGUGUGACCGCGGCUUUAGGCUAUAGACUGUUAAUAGUAAUUUUAAUUAAUUUUAAUUUCAUUACCUGUUUUUAAAUAAUUUUAAAUGAUCUUUUUUUAUUAGACAGCUCUGUGUAAUACUUGGUUCUGAUUGGUCAAUCGCGCCAUCCAGCGGUAUGUUAUGCUGCCUUCACAUGCUAUCAGAAAUUAUUAGACGUCUAUUAGACAUAAAAUUGCUUGCUGGGGGGUUUCUUUUUCAGUAUCUUAAAAUAACUAAUUUGUGUUAGAGGAUAUAAAAAGGGAGGGGAAAUAUGUCAUUAUGAUAUAAGGGAGCGCGGGGCACAAACUAACACGGGGUUAGUUGUAACAUACGGUUUAAAGACUUCCACACACGCUAGCAUGAAGAAACUUAACAGAUUUACUAGUUGCCAUAUCGACAAUAUAUAGAGAAAUAAUUGCGCCAAAAUUAAAAAAAAUCUUUGGAAGAUAUUAGGCUACUGAACAUUUAUUUAACAAUAGCAAAAGUAAAUUUCUUACUUAAGUUAAUUUUUCAUCUAUAUUUUUUGCUUUUAUUUAAAAUUAGACAAAUCUGCUAUUGUUUUAAUCUCCAAUCUGUUGUUUAGCGGAUUGGGUAGUUCUUUAAUGCUUCACUAACUAUCAGAUGGCACUAACCAGGUUUAAAGUCCAGUUGCGCAGAUAGGGUUCGUUGUAACACUGCGUUACAGUGUGCCCCGCUAGAACUACUAUAUUCUAUACAGUUACGAUAUAACUGACAUAAUUAACUUCUAUGAAUUUCUGUGGAGAAACCAUAGGGAAAAAGGUGAAUAAAGACUGAGAGGAAUAACGUGAACAUCCAGAAAAUAUUAUUUCAAGAAAUGUUCAGCAUUUGUACUGUCUCGUGUUCUGUGACAGCUGUGAGUACAGGGAGAGGAGUGUUGAGUUCAGCUCUGUGUUUUUCUGAAUGUCUGGAUAUGUUUCUUCAUCUGUUUGCCUAUAUUGUUUUGAUCUAUAGCUGUGUUUUACAGAGUGUACUACAAAAUUAUUUAAAUUGGAAUUUCUAAAAAAAAUAUAUAUAUGCUAUUUUAUAAGAAAAAUAUGUCUUUUAUUGACAAAAUAUUUUAGUUUGUCAUGUAUAUUUUUUUAAUUAAGUCAGAUUAAAAUGUUUAGCUCUCUGUUCAUGUUACAAUGUGUCCCACCUAUGGGGCAUGUUGUCACAUUUCACUUCCCUUCUUUCGGGGUAAAAAAAGAAAAAAGUAUACACUGUAUUAAUGAGACAAAGCCACAUAUUUGUACCAGACAUGUGUGAAAUUAAUGUGGAACAAAAGAAAUUCCCUGAACCCAUAAGUAGAUUAUUUACACAAACUGAGAAAGUCAAAAAGCGUUAGGUUGUGCCUCGCUCUCCCUACACUUCACCAGUCGGUGGCGGUAAUACCAAUUUGUUGUUUGUCAACCACCAAUAAAAUCUCAAAAGAAGGAGGAAACGAUUAUUACUGAACUGAAAGUGAAACUUACUUAGAAAAAUGGCGACACAAUCUUUUGCCGAGGAGGAUUUCUCUUGUCCAGUGUGCUGUGAUAUUUAUAUAAAUCCUGUUCUUCUGCCAUGUAGCCACAGUGUUUGUUCAAGCUGUAUUCAGAGAUAUUGGGAAAAUAAAACAUUAAAAGAGUGUCCGGUUUGCCGAACAACAUCUUCAAAUGAUCGUCCUCCGUUAAAUCUGGCCUUGAAGAAUCUGUGCGAGAGUUUUCAACAGGAGAAAAGUCAGAGAUCUUCAUCUGAAGAUGAAAUGGUCUGUAGUGUUCACAAAGAGAAACUCAAACUCUUCUGUCUGGAUGAUCAACAGCUCGUGUGUUUGGUGUGUCGAGACUCCAGAAAACACUCCAAACACAGAUUCUGUCCUGUAGAUGAAGCUGCGAUGGACAAUAAGGAGAUACUCAAAUCUUCAUUGGAACGCUUACAGGAGGAACUGAGAAUAUCUGUGAAUCAUGAACAGAAUCUGUGUAAAACUGCUGAUGAUAUUAAGUCUCAAGCUCAACUCACAGAGACGCUGAUUAAACAGGAGUUUGAGGAUCUUCACCAGUUUCUACGCAGUGAAGAAGCGGCCAGAAUAACAGCACUGAGAGAAGAAAAAGAGCAGAGGAAUCAGAUGAUGGAGGAGAAGAUGGAGGAGACGACCAAACAGAUUUCAUCUCUCACAAGCAUAAUCGAAGAUAUAGAGGAGCAGAUGAAGACUGAAGAUGUUUCAUUCCUGCAGAACAUUAAGGCCACAUUGCAAAGAGCCCAGUAUAGCCUUCCAGAUCCAGACCUCAGUCCAAAUGUGACGAUCACUUUCACAGAUCACCUGACCAAACUGAAGCUCAAUGUCUUACAGAAGAUGCAGGAAAACUUUGGUAAAACUUCAGAGUUCAGCAUCAAUCGUUCUCAUGAAGACAAGGAUUUUCAAAGUACUGGAGGAAAUAUGUUUGGAGUCCAACAGUCCAAAAAAGGACCACUGCAAGAAGUGAAAGAAAUGAAACCCCAGCCCAAGUUCUCCUUUAAAGACUUUCAGCAACAACUGAAAGAAAUGAAACCCCAGCCCAAGUUAUCUUUUAAAGACUUUCAGCAACAAGUGAAAGAAAUGGAACCCCAGCCCACGUUCUCCUUUAAAGACUUUAAGCAACAAGUGAAAGAAAUGGAACCCCAGCCCACGUUCUCCUUUAAAGACUUUAAGCAACAAGUGAAAGAAAUGGAACCCCAGCCCACGUUCUCCUUUAAAGACUUUAAGCAAGAAGUGAAAGAAAUGGAACCCCAGCCCACGUUCUCCUUUAAAGACUUUAAGCAAGAAGUGAAAGAAAUGGAACCCCAGCCCACGUUCUCCUUUAAAGACUUUAAGCAAGAAGUGAAAGAAAUGGAACCCCAGCCCACGUUCUCCUUUAAAGACUUUAAGCAAGAAGUAAAAGAAAUGGAACCCCAGCCCACGUUCUCCUUUAAAGACUUUAAGCAAGAAGUGAAAGAAAUGGAACCCCAGCCCACGUUCUCCUUUAAAGACUUUAAGCAAGAAGUAAAAGAAAUGAAACCCCAGCCCAAGUUAUCUUUUAAAGACUUUCAGCAACAAGUGAAAGAAAUGGAACCCCUGCCCAAGUUCUCCUUUAAAGACUUUCAGCAACAAGUGAAAGAAAUGAAACCCCAGCCCAAGUUAUCUUUUAAAAACUUUCAGCAACAAGUGAAAGAAAUGGAACCCCAGCCCACGUUCUCCUUUAAAGACUUUAAGCAAGAAGUGAAAGAAAUGGAACCCCAGCCCACGUUCUCCUUUAAAGACUUUAAGCAAGAAGUGAAAGAAAUGGAACCCCAGCCCACGUUCUCCUUUAAAGACUUUAAGCAAGAAGUGAAAGAAAUGGAACCCCAGCCCACGUUCUCCUUUAAAGACUUUAAGCAAGAAGUAAAAGAAAUGGAACCCCAGCCCACGUUCUCCUUUAAAGACUUUAAGCAAGAAGUGAAAGAAAUGGAACCCCAGCCCACGUUCUCCUUUAAAGACUUUAAGCAAGAAGUAAAAGAAAUGGAACCCCAGCCCACGUUCUCCUUUAAAGACUUUAAGCAAGAAGUAAAAGAAAUGGAACCCCAGCCCACGUUCUCCUUUAAAGACUUUAAGCAAGAAGUGAAAGAAAUGGAACCCCAGCCCACGUUCUCCUUUAAAGACUUUAAGCAAGAAGUGAAAGAAAUGGAACCCCAGCCCACGUUCUCCUUUAAAGACUUUAAGCAAGAAGUGAAAGAAAUGGAACCCCAGCCCACGUUCUCCUUUAAAGACUUUAAGCAAGAAGUGAAAGAAAUGGAACCCCAGCCCACGUUCUCCUUUAAAGACUUUAAGCAAGAAGUGAAAGAAAUGGAACCCCAGCCCACGUUCUCCUUUAAAGACUUUAAGCAAGAAGUAAAAGAAAUGGAACCCCAGCCCACGUUCUCCUUUAAAGACUUUAAGCAAGAAGUGAAAGAAAUGGAACCCCAGCCCACGUUCUCCUUUAAAGACUUUCAGCAACAAGUGAAAGAAAUGAAACCCCAGCCCACGUUAUCUUUUAAAGACUUUCAGCAACAAGUGAAAGAAAUGGAACCCCAGCCCAAGUUAUCUUUUAAAGACUAUCAGCAACAAGUGAAAGAAAUGGAACCCCAGCCCACGUUCUCCUUUAAAGACUUUAAGCAAGAAGUGAAAGAAAUGGAACCCCAGCCCACGUUCUCCUUUAAAGACUUUAAGCAAGAAGUGAAAGAAAUGGAACCCCAGCCCACGUUCUCCUUUAAAGACUUUAAGCAAGAAGUGAAAGAAAUGGAACCCCAGCCCACGUUCUCCUUUAAAGACUUUAAGCAAGAAGUAAAAGAAAUGGAACCCCAGCCCACGUUCUCCUUUAAAGACUUUAAGCAAGAAGUAAAAGAAAUGGAACCCCAGCCCACGUUCUCCUUUAAAGACUUUAAGCAAGAAGUAAAAGAAAUGGAACCCCAGCCCACGUUCUCCUUUAAAGACUUUAAGCAAGAAGUAAAAGAAAUGGAACCCCAGCCCAAGUUGUCUUUUAAAUACAUUUUUAGCAAGAAGUGAAAGAAAUGAAACCCCAGCCCAAGUUAUCUUUUAAAGACUUUCAGCAACAAGUGAAAGAAAUGGAACCCCUGCCCAAGUUCUCCUUUAAAGACUUUCAGCAACAAGUGAAAGAAAUGGAACCCCAGCCCACGUUCUCCUUUAAAGACUUUAAGCAAGAAGUGAAAGAAAUGGAACCCCAGCCCACGUUCUCCUUUAAAGACUUUAAGCAAGAAGUGAAAGAAAUGGAACCCCAGCCCACGUUCUCCUUUAAAGACUUUAAGCAAGAAGUGAAAGAAAUGGAACCCCAGCCCACGUUCUCCUUUAAAGACUUUAAGCAAGAAGUAAAAGAAAUGGAACCCCAGCCCACGUUCUCCUUUAAAGACUUUAAGCAAGAAGUAAAAGAAAUGGAACCCCAGCCCACGUUCUCCUUUAAAGACUUUAAGCAAGAAGUAAAAGAAAUGGAACCCCAGCCCAAGUUGUCUUUUAAAUACAUUUUUAGCAAGAAGUGAAAGAAAUGGAACCCCAGCCCACAUUCUCCUUUAAAGACUUUAAGCAAGAAGUGAAAGAAAUGGAACCCCAGCCCACGUUCUCCUUUAAAGACUUUAAGCAAGAAGUGAAAGAAAUGGAACCCCAGCCCACGUUCUCCUUUAAAGACUUUAAGCAAGAAGUGAAAGAAAUGGAACCCCAGCCCACGUUCUCCUUUAAAGACUUUAAGCAAGAAGUAAAAGAAAUGGAACCCCAGCCCACGUUCUCCUUUAAAGACUUUAAGCAAGAAG
This is a messenger RNA of Megalobrama amblycephala (Wuchang bream), 6783 nucleotides long. RefSeq lists its product as uncharacterized. The record is from RefSeq and is a predicted model, not a curated record. Bases 2996 to 6028 code for a protein of 1010 amino acids. Lineage: Eukaryota; Metazoa; Chordata; Actinopteri; Cypriniformes; Xenocyprididae. The transcript has 7 exons. Gene Ontology annotation, molecular function: zinc ion binding.